AUGAUUGCAGACGCAGCAGCAACAGCACCAGCAGCUACGCCAGCAGCAGCAGAAGCAGCAGAAGCAGCAAAAGCAACAGGUGCAACAACAGCAGCAGCAGCUCCAGCAGCAGCUCCAGCAACAGCAGCAGCAGCUCCAGCAACAGCAGCAGCAGCUCCAGCAGCAGCUCCAGCAGCAGUUUCAGCAGCAGCUCCAGAAACAGCAGCAGCAGCUCCAGCAGCAGCAACGAGGUGUCUGCGUACUUCUUGUGUUGGGGGCGUUUCGGCCAGCUCGAAGAGCUCCAAGCAGCUCAGCAGCAGCACACACGCAGCAGCAGCAGCAGCAGCAGCAGCAGCAGCAAACCAGAACCAGCAGAAACCGAGUAUAAGCAGCAGCACAACCCUAUCUGCUGCAGUCAUCGCCAGCAGCACCAACUGCCACGCAGUAAAAAAAAGUAGCCCGCAGAGCAGCAGCACCAACAGCAGCAGCAGCAGCAGCACCACCACCACCACCAAGCCACCAACAGCAUCAGCAGCAGCAAGCCGACAGCAGCAGCAGCAGCAGCAGCAGCAGCAGCAGCAGCAGCAGCAGCAGCAGCAAGCCACAACUACUACCACCACCAGCAGCACCACCUCCACCACCACAAGCACAGCCACCAGACAGCAGCAGCACCAGCACCACCACCACCGCCACCACCACCAUCAUCAUCAUCAUCAUCAGCAGCAGCAGCAGCAGCAGCAGCAGCAGCAGCAGGAGCAGCAGCAGCAGCAGCAGCAGCAGGAGAGUAUACUUGGUGUAAGUUUCAUCCGAAAGUCUACGAAAAGCCUCUGCGUUUGCUCUGAAGAGGUUUUGUGUUUUUUGCUGCCAAAGAAUUUGUGUCUGCUCUAUUAA
Eimeria mitis is the source of this 870-nucleotide messenger RNA. RefSeq lists its product as uncharacterized. The transcript is spliced from 3 exons. The coding region runs from base 1 to 870 and encodes 289 amino acids. The record is from RefSeq and is a predicted model, not a curated record. NCBI's taxonomy places the organism in Eukaryota, Apicomplexa, Conoidasida, Eucoccidiorida, Eimeriidae.